UCAGUCAGCGGCAGAGUUUGUUCGUGUGCGUCUGUUGAUGAUUCCGCAAGGACUGAGUUUUUCAUAAUAUACUAUAAUUACUGCAAGAUUUAUUGAAAUAUCUAUUUACUUGCAUCAAAUGAAGCCCAUUUAACAGAUUGAUUCAUCUAUCGAACAGCUCUGUCACAUAAUUACUAUGGUGAUCAUGGAAAACAUUGAGAAUGUUGGUUCAUUGGAAGAGCAAGCUUUAAAACGUAAAGAAAGACUAAAAAAUUUAAAGCGAAAAGCUCCUAGCAAUGAAAAUACAGGUUCUGAAUCUACUGAAGUUGUAACUUUGCCCAAGCCUAAGUUUCGUAGCUAUAAACCUCAAGAUGAGUUGUUGCAGGAGGCCAAACUAGAAGAAGCUCAGCCCACACUUGUAGAAGAUGAGGUUAAGGACCUGCUUGAAGCGGGGAAAGAAAAGGUUGUGCUGCAAGAUUUAGAUAUAUCCAGUUUAGCUCCUAGAAAACCAGAUUGGGAUCUCAAGAGGGACGUCUCUAAAAAGUUAGAGAAACUUGAAAGGAGAACACAGAAGGCAAUAGCAGAGUUAAUUUGGGAGAGGUUGAAGGAAGGGGGAGAAGACAACUUGGGGGCCAUGGUCUCUAUGACUGAGAAUAGGCCCACAGACGAUGAUUGAUAUAGCAUACAAGGUUUGGAGUUUGUUACAUGUUUUUAUAAAUAAUUCUGAUCAUAUUUACUAUGUAAAUGCAAGUAGGU
Molecule: messenger RNA, 735 nt
Organism: Ostrinia furnacalis (Asian corn borer)
Lineage: Eukaryota; Metazoa; Arthropoda; Insecta; Lepidoptera; Crambidae
Product: coiled-coil domain-containing protein 12
Exons: 3
Coding region: 176-655 (159 amino acids)
Cellular component (GO): U2-type spliceosomal complex; post-mRNA release spliceosomal complex
Source: RefSeq, a predicted model, not a curated record